CAUCCCACCAGCACCAAUUCACGUCUUCCUGCUGUCCAGCCUUCCCCACGAAUCUCACGAUCGCUACUGAAUAACGUCCCGCACGAACUCUCUCUCAUCACCCUCGCCAUGUGCGGAAUCUUUGGCUACAUCAACUACCUCGUCGAGAAGGACAGGAACUACAUUCUCAACACCCUCAUCAAUGGCCUCUCCCGUCUGGAAUACCGUGGCUACGAUUCAGCUGGCCUGGCAAUCGAUGGUGACAAGAAGAACGAGGUUUUUGCCUUCAAGGAAGUCGGCAAGGUCGCAGCGCUCAGGAAGCUCUGCGAGGACUCGAAACCCGACUUGACCAAGGUCUUCGACUCCCACGCCGGCAUUGCACACACCCGAUGGGCCACCCACGGCCGCCCAUCGCGCCUGAACUGCCAUCCCCACAGGUCGGACCCUAAUUGGGAGUUCGCCGUCGUGCACAAUGGCAUUAUCACAAACUACAAGGAGCUGAAGGCUCUGCUCGAGGCCAAGGGCUACAAAUUUGAGACUGAGACCGACACUGAGGCCAUCGCCAAGCUCGCCAAGUACAUCUACGACCAGCACCCAGACAUUGAAUUCCCCAACCUCGCGAAGGCGGUCAUCAAGGAGCUCCAGGGUGCCUUCGGGCUGUUGAUGAAGUCGGUGCACUUCCCUCAUGAGGUCAUUGCCGCCCGCAAGGGUUCGCCCUUGGUCGUCGGUGUGCGGACACAGAAAAAGAUGAAGGUCGACUUUGUCGAUGUGGAAUACACUGAGGAGGGCGCUCUGCCCGCCGAGCGUGCCUCGCAGAACGUGGCUCUAAAGAAGAGCAAUAAUCUGCUUGCUCCUCCCGACAAGUCGCUUCUUCACCGCUCGCAAUCGCGUGCUUUCCUCUCGGAGGAUGGCGUGCCAAUGCCCACCGAGUUCUUCCUCUCGUCGGACCCGUCUGCUAUCGUCGAGCACACCAAGAAGGUUCUCUACUUGGAGGAUGACGACAUUGCCCACAUCCACGAGGGCUCGCUGAACAUUCACCGCAUGACUAAGGACGACGGGGCCUCUAACGUCCGCGCCAUUCAGACUUUGGAGAUUGAGCUCCAAGAAAUCAUGAAGGGCCGCUUCGACCACUUCAUGCAGAAAGAAAUCUUCGAGCAGCCAGAGUCCGUCGUCAACGCUAUGCGUGGUCGUUUGGAUCUGGAGCACGGAAGGGUCACCCUCGGAGGUCUUCGCCAGUACAUCACUACUAUUCGACGAUGCCGACGUCUCAUUUUCAUCGCCUGCGGUACUAGCUACCAUUCUUGCAUGGCCGUCCGUGGUAUCUUCGAAGAGCUGACCGAGAUUCCGAUCGCUGUCGAAUUGGCCUCUGACUUCCUGGACCGACAAGCACCAGUUUUCCGUGACGACACCUGCGUGUUCGUCUCCCAAUCUGGUGAGACCGCCGACUCACUCAUGGCUCUUCGCUACUGCUUGGAGCGGGGUGCCCUGACCGUUGGUUUUGUCAACGUUGUCGGCUCAUCUAUCUCGCUGCUCACUCACUGCGGUGUGCAUAUCAACGCCGGUCCCGAAAUCGGUGUUGCUUCUACCAAGGCUUACACCUCGCAAUUCGUCUGCAUGGUCAUGUUUGCCCUCUCGCUCAGCGAGGACCGUGCAUCCAAGCAGAAGAGACGUGAGGAGAUUAUCGCAGGUCUUGGCAAGAUCUCCGAUCAAUUCAAAGAAGUUCUUAAGCUCGACCAAUCCGUCAAGGAACUUUGCUUGAGAUUCAAGGAUCAGAAGAGUCUGUUGCUUCUCGGCCGUGGUGCCCAGCACGCAACUGCAUUGGAGGGCGCGCUUAAGAUCAAGGAAAUCUCGUACCUGCACUGCGAGGCUGUCAUGUCUGGAGAACUCAAGCACGGCGUGCUGGCUCUGGUCGACGAGAAUCUCCCGAUUGUCAUGAUUCUCACACGUGACGACAUCUUCCCCAAGUCGCUCAACGCAUACCAACAGGUUAUUGCCCGUAAGGGUCGGCCAAUCAUCAUUUGCAACUACGACGACGAGGAGUUCCCGCCGGAGAAGACCGACAAGAUUGAGGUGCCCCGAAAUGUGGACUGCCUCCAGGGUCUCAUCAACGUUAUUCCUCUCCAACUCAUGUCCUACUGGAUGGCAGUUGGUGAGGGUCUGAACGUUGACAUGCCCCGCAACCUUGCCAAGUCCGUUACCGUCGAGUAAGCGGCAAGUAUCAGGGCACGGCGUCUCUCAGCUGGUUAUGGGCAGGUGUUCACUUGUAUCACGGACUAAAUAAAGGUGUUUACUGAUUUCUCCGGUUAACUUUGGAUUGCUGGAGGAAAAAAGGGAAGGGUCUAGCUAGCACGGCUCGGCACAUGGAAUAUGAAUUUUCAAUGCUUCAA
Molecule: messenger RNA, 2366 nt
Organism: Mytilinidion resinicola
Lineage: Eukaryota; Fungi; Ascomycota; Dothideomycetes; Mytilinidiales; Mytilinidiaceae
Product: glutamine:fructose-6-phosphate amidotransferase
Exons: 5
Coding region: 109-2187 (692 amino acids)
Biological process (GO): protein N-linked glycosylation; UDP-N-acetylglucosamine metabolic process; fructose 6-phosphate metabolic process
Molecular function (GO): L-glutamine:D-fructose-6-phosphate transaminase (isomerizing) activity; carbohydrate derivative binding
Source: RefSeq, a predicted model, not a curated record